AAUGUUAUCACCAUAAUUGUUAUCUUAAUGGAGAAAGGGUCCAACCAAUAGUAUGGCAUUAGAACCUGGACGUAUUUAAUAAUUAAUUCAAUAGAUGGAAGAGAGAUCUUCUGUAUGGAUAUUAUGAAAGAUCAUUUAGUUACUGGAUCUGCUGAUCAUGGUUUAAGAUGUUAUAAUCUAUCUUCAAUGAAAUAUGAGAAAGAAUUAUAUGCAAAAAGAUAUGGACAUACAGAAUGGGUUAGUUCAGUAUAGCAUUUGUAAAAUGGUUAAAUAGUAUCAGCAGGGAUGGAUAGUAAGAUUUGUUUAUGGGAUGCAAAGGGAGUAAGAUGUAAUGAUCUACUUGGACAUUAAGGAUCUAUUACUAAAUUGAUGGUAGAUGAAUAGUCAGUUUGUAUAUCAAGUUCAUAUGAUUAAACAUUGGUAAUUUGGUAAUUAAGUUCAAUGUCAGAAAGUAGAAAAUUAUUUGGACCACAUAAAAGUGCAGUAUUAGAUUUUGAUUGGAGAAAUUCAUUAUGUGUAAGUGGUGAUAAAUAGGGUACUGUAGUAUUUUGGGAUAUAAAUGAAGGAGAACCAGUGAUGUCUAAAAAUACUCAUAAAGGAGCAGUAUCUAAAUGUUUAUUGUAUUCAGAUGGAGAGAAUAACAAUCUUGUAAUUACAGCAGGUACAAAUGAUGGGACAUUGGUAAUUCAUGAUAUGAGAACAAAUAAAUUAGUAAAUUAGAGUUAAAUUCAUAAAGGAUCUAUUAAUGGUUUAGCAGUGCAUUAAUAAAAUUUUAGUAAGAUUUCUAAUUAAUUUAUUAGUAAUUACUGGUAGUGCUGAUGCAACUUGUAAAAUAAUUGAUAUAGUUGCUGGAUUCAAACCAGUUUCUAUGAUGAAGGCUAAAGAUGCUGUAUUUUCUAUAGAGACUAUUUAUAAUAUGACAAUAGCAGGAUGCGGAGAUGGCAAUUUAUUAUUUUUUGAUAAUGAUUCUGGUUAAUGUUUAUAUGGAUUUGGAGCAAUGAAUAAGGGUUGUGUGAGAUAAUUGAAAAUAAAUGAUAAUAAAACAAAAUUAGUUGCUAUAGGUGAUGAUUUUUCACCAAUGGUUUUACAAUAUUCAUGA
Molecule: messenger RNA, 1099 nt
Organism: Paramecium pentaurelia
Lineage: Eukaryota; Ciliophora; Oligohymenophorea; Peniculida; Parameciidae
Source: the annotation of a GenBank genome assembly